Messenger RNA from Saccoglossus kowalevskii, 1843 nucleotides. Its product is annotated as cholinesterase-like. The record is from RefSeq and is a predicted model, not a curated record. NCBI's taxonomy places the organism in Eukaryota, Metazoa, Hemichordata, Enteropneusta, Harrimaniidae. Gene Ontology annotation, molecular function: cholinesterase activity.
GUAUUAUCAUGACAGGUUGAUAACUACCUGGACGGCCUCGUUGAGUUGGUAACCUUCGGUCAUUUGUCAUCAUGUUCUUCAAACCAACUCUGACCCUGUCAUGAUUGCAGCACUACUAGCGACAACACUGUCCGUAGAAUCGCUAAACUGAGUAAACGUUUUUAGUAUUUGCACUAUGGCUCCAAUUAUGAAAUUGUUGAUCUGCAUCUUUGUGUGGAUUUUGUCAACUGUGGAUGCUGAACAUUCUGAGAUAGUGAACACUCGUAAUGGUCCUGUUCGUGGAAAGCGUGAAGAUGGCCAGAUCGGUUAUUAUGGAAUACCGUAUGCAAUGCCACCACUCGGGGAUUUGCGCUUUCGUCCUCCACAACCCCCUGACCCUUGGAAUACAACAUUUGAUGCGUUGAAAAUGAAAUCGUCAUGUUGGCAGAAGCAUGACCGGCAUAACAAAACUGGAGAUGUUCCAUUAGAUGAGGAUUGUCUUUAUCUUGGUGUUGUCGUUCCGGACUCCAUUCCUAAAGCAGCUUCCGUACUCGUUUGGAUCCACGGGGGUGGAUUCACAUGGGGUACUGCUGAAAGGCACUUAGGUGACCAUAAUAAUAAACUUACAUCACAUGAAAGUGUUAUUUUUGUUGCAAUGAACUACCGCUUGGGUGUGUUCGGUUUCCUCGCCAUGAAUUCACCAGAUGCUCCGGGCAAUAUGGGACUACUGGACCAGCAGCUGGCUUUAAAGUGGGUGCAUGAAAAUAUAGCGGCGUUCGGUGGUGACCCAGAUAAAAUUACAAUUGCUGGAGUAAGUGCAGGUGGCACGUCUGUGGCAUAUCAUCUCUUCUCUCCUGGAAGUCGAGGUUUAUACAGGCGAGCGAUUCUCCAAAGCAGUUAUGUCUUGAAUCAUAAACGGUCAUUUGUCAGUGGAGGGGAUGCAAAAGACAGAAGCAUGCAGUUUUCAAAGAAGGUGAACUGUGACGGAGAUAGUGGAGAUGUCAAACUCCUACAAUGUCUGCGAGGCAUGCCCGCAGAGCAAUUAAUGAAUAACCAGGAUGCAUUUACUGUUUACCGAACACCGUUUCCACCUGUUAUUGAUGGGCAGUUCAUCACAGAUGAACCUCGAGCGUUAGUGAAGAAGGCUGAGUUUGAGAAAAUUCCAAUUCUUUUAGGAACCCUACAGCACGAAACCGGUGAUAUGACGUUCCGGGCCGGGAUUCCUGGUCUCUCUGCGAACAAUGGGUUCCAGUUUAAGUACAACAAACUACAUGAUGUUUUAACCCAUUGCUUUCCAACCGCAGCAGAUGUCUCACCUAUUAUAGAACAGUACGUGAAACGUAAUAAUUCAGAACCGACUUACUUUCGAGACUUACUAAUGGACAUAACUGCCGACUACUCAUACGUCUGUCCAUCAUUAGAAUUUGCCACAUUAUACAGCAAUGUGGGUUUGCCUGUUUACUAUUACGAGUUCGAUCACCGUCCUUCGGUGAGUAUAGCGCCGGAAUGGAUGGGCGCAGUUCACGGCGAUGAAGUGCCUUUCCUGUUUGGCUUCCCGUUAAAAGAAGGGCAGGACAUUAGGCAUCACACCAUUGAAGAAAAAGCACUGAGUAAAAAGAUGAUGAGAUAUUGGACCAAUUUUGCUAGAACAGGAAAUCCCAACACAGAAAGUGAAAAUGAUAUAGAUGAAAAUGAAUGGCCACAAUUUGGGAAUGAUGGUAAAUAUAUUUUACUGAAUGGCAAUAAUGUUGAUAAACCAACUGUACUUACCAAACUGAGACGUGAAUACUGUGAUUUCUGGAAACAACAGAGUGUAUUUAUGCAAAACAAGAAUUUAGAAGAACUCAAGAAAGAUGAGCUAUGA